This is a messenger RNA of Corapipo altera (White-ruffed manakin), 932 nucleotides long. RefSeq names its product interferon-induced transmembrane protein 1-like. Gene Ontology annotation, cellular component: plasma membrane. Gene Ontology annotation, biological process: response to interferon-alpha; host-mediated suppression of symbiont invasion; type I interferon-mediated signaling pathway. NCBI's taxonomy places the organism in Eukaryota, Metazoa, Chordata, Aves, Passeriformes, Pipridae. The record is from RefSeq and is a predicted model, not a curated record. The transcript has 2 exons. The coding region runs from base 219 to 599 and encodes 126 amino acids.
AAGAAAACAGGUAUAGAAAAAGGGAUAAAGGAGGGGACGAGGAAAACGGGUCCGAGGUUUUUCCCGCCCUUACCGGGACAUCCGGAGGGGUGGCCUUUUCCCGCCCCAUCCUCAGUCUUGAGGAAACGAAACAGCCAUCGGCGAGACCGCCUCCCCCCACUCCCCGUGCCACCUCCUUCCUCGACCACGGCGUUUUCCCUGUGCCGCCGCCGGUGUGCAUGAAGAGCCUCGGGAUGGAGCAGUCGCUGCCACCCUACGAGGUGCUGCCCGCGGGGGUGAACAUGGACGAGCUGCCCCGGACGAGCACGACGGUGACGGUGGAGCAGGAGCAGCUGCCCCCCCGAGACCACCUGGUCUGGUCCCUCUUCACCACCCUGUACGGCAACAUCUGCUGCCUCGGGUUCCUGGCGUUCUUCUUCUCCGUCAAGUCCAGGGACCGCAAAGUGCUGGGUGACCACAGCGGGGCCCUGAGCUACGGCUCCACGGCCAAGUGCCUGAACAUCACGGCCCUGGUGCUCAACCUCACCGCCAUCAUCAUCACCAUCAUCGUCGUCGCCGUGGUGCUCAGCACCGCAACCCCAAACUACGGCCACGGCUAGCCCGCUUAGCACCUCCUUGCUCCAGCGGCAGCGAGUUCCCCCAGUGCCUGCCAGGAGCUCCACUCACCCCCCCAGCGCCAGGGGGUGCCCCUGGGGCCCGCCGGGGUCCUGUCCUGCUUUCCUCGCUGCCCAGAGCUGUUGUUGAGCCCUUGCUGAUGCUGGAAGUGCCUGGGGACGGACGUCCUUCCUCGGGUGGGAGCUGAGCACCCCCAAAACGGCUGUGACCUGCUUGCUGCUUUGCUCUGGGUUCGGAGCCCCAGCUGACCCGAAACAGUCCCCGUUCUCACUUUGUUUGGAGAAAACCUGGUUCAAAUAAAGAUUUCUUUCACUUUU